GCACCUCAUUUCCUUGUCCUGAAAAACCUAAGCUACUUGUUACCUGACUCACCUUUCUCUCUCUCACUCCCCUGAAAAUAUCAGUCACUGCGCCUUCUAACCUUCUUCGUGGAACCCCUCAACUUGGAGGUGAAAACGGUUCUUAUUUAUUCUUUUUUACUUUUCUACCAUAUCUUAUAUUUUAUAGCAUGAGGAGGGUUUGAGUAGUAACCAUUAAGUGUUGCAAGUUUGGUAAAAGCAAUGGAUUUGGUGGCACCCCAUGAACAGUUUUGCUCAUUUCACCACUUUAAUAGAGGUGGCGCAAGAACAUGCAGUUUCAAAGGUAGGGUUUUGGAUAACACUGUACCUCGGCCUUUCGUUCUAUCUGCUGAUAGUGUUAGUCAGUUUAGAAAACUGAAGGGCUCUAGGUCCAAAAAGUAUUUGGGCAAUCGCGUUUUUGCCGUUUCGAAGUUCGAAACUUCUGGUUUGAAUGGUAAUGGUAAAUUGCAACAUUUUGGAAGAACCCCAAACAGGGAUUGGAAUGGCAUGGAAUCGUCGACAAAUGGGGUCAACGAUUCCCGGAAUAUGGAUGAGUUUGAGAGUAAUUAUCAUCUCCGCAAGUUGGUUAGAAAUGGGCAAUUGGAGGAAGGGUUUAUGCUUCUGGAGCGCAUGAUUUACCUAGGUAAUAUCCCUGAUGUCAUUGCUUGCACCGGCUUGAUUCGCGGGUUUUGUAGGGCUGGCAUGACUAAGAAGGCAACAAGAAUCAUGGAGAUUUUGGAGGAUUCUGGUGCUGUUCCUGAUUUGAUAACUUACAAUGUUUUGAUUGGUGGUUAUUGCAAAUCAGGGGAGAUAAAUAAAGCAUUGGAGCUUUUGGAACGCAUGAGUGUUGCUCCAGAUGUUGUUACUUAUAAUACGAUUUUGCGUAGUUUGUGUGAUAGUGGGAAAUUGAACCAAGCGAUGGAAGUCCUUGACAGGCAGCUGCAAAGGGAGUGUUAUCCUGAUGUAAUUACUUACACUAUAUUGAUUGAAGCAACUUGUAAGGAAAGUGGAGUUGGUCAGGCAAUGAAGCUGUUAGAUGAGAUGAGGAGCAAAGGAUGCAAACCUGAUGUGGUUACUUUCAAUGUUCUUAUCAAUGGUAUUUGCAAGGAAGGUAGGUUGGAUGAAGCAAUUAAAUUUUUAAAUAACAUGCCAUCCUAUGGUUGUCAACCUAAUGUGAUUACCCAUAAUAUUAUUUUGCGAACCAUGUGUAGCACUGGAAGAUGGAUGGAUGCUGAGAAGCUACUAAGUGACAUGCUUCGUAAGGGUUGUUCCCCUAGUGUUGUUACUUUCAAUAUCUUGAUUAACUUCUUGUGCCGGAAAGGCUUACUGGGUAGAGCCAUCAAUAUCUUGGAGAAGAUGCCAAAGCACGGUUGUACUCCGAAUUCCUUGAGUUACAAUCCAUUGCUUCAUGGGUUUUGUCAAGAAAAAAAGAUGGAUAGAGCAAUUGAGUAUUUGGAAAUAAUGGUAUCUAGGGGUUGUUACCCGGAUAUAGUGACCUAUAAUACUUUGCUUACAGCACUAUGCAAAGAUGGGAAGGUGGAUGUUGCAGUUGAGAUACUGAAUCAACUAAAUAGCAAGGGCUGCUCUCCUGUUUUAAUUACUUAUAAUACAGUUAUUGCUGGGCUUUCAAAGACAGGAAAAACAGAGUGCGCUGUGGAACUCUUGGAAGAGAUGUGCAGAAAGGGUCUUAAACCUGAUAUAAUUACGUACUCUUCACUGCUUGGGGGACUUAGUCGUGAAGGAAAGGUUGAUGAGGCUCUCAAAAUUUUCCAUGACUUGGAAGGAUUAGGUAUUAGGCCCAAUGCUGUCGCUUACAACUCAAUCAUGUUCGGACUCUGUAAGUCUCAGCAAACUAGUCAUGCCAUUGAUUUUCUGGAUCAUAUGAUAGCAAAAGGAUGCAAACCUACUGAAGCUACUUAUACCAUUCUUAUAGAAGGCAUUGCUAAUGAAGGAUUAGCUGAGGAGGCUUUGGAUUUGUUGAAUGAGUUGUGCUCCAGAGGAUUUAUGAAGAAAAGUUCGGCUGAAAAGGUAGCAGUAAAGAUGUAGGAUAAAUUGCAUUUUUGCUUUAUACUCCUAGAUGAACCCAAAAUAACUAUUUUGGGAUAAAGGUGAUCUUAAUGAUGAUGACCCCUAGGUGGCUAUGUAAUAUUUGUGCACUUAAAUUUUGUUAGCCUCCUUAUGUUAGCGACUUCUUUUGGAUUUUAAAUUAUUAUUUUGAGGAGGAAAUGCUCGCCAAUUUUAUAAAAUUUAA
Gastrolobium bilobum is the source of this 2269-nucleotide messenger RNA. RefSeq names its product pentatricopeptide repeat-containing protein At1g09900. NCBI's taxonomy places the organism in Eukaryota, Viridiplantae, Streptophyta, Magnoliopsida, Fabales, Fabaceae. The transcript has a single exon. The record is from RefSeq and is a predicted model, not a curated record. The coding region runs from base 241 to 2064 and encodes 607 amino acids. Gene Ontology annotation, molecular function: protein binding.